AUGUCCCCGCCGGGCGCCGUCCCGCAGCCCCCGCGCAGCCCCGCCGAGCUGCGCAAGACACUCAAGCCCCUCCUGGAGAAACGCCGCCGUGCCCGCAUCAACGAGAGCCUCAAUCAGCUCAAAACGCUCAUCCUGCCGCUCGUCUGUAAGGACAGCUCCCUGUACUCCAAGCUGGAGAAGGCGGACAUCCUGGAGAUGACCGUGCAGUUCCUGAGGGAGGUGCCGGCCGCGUCCUCGGCCCCAGAGCCCUCUGAGAGUUUCCGCGCCGGGUACCGCGCCUGCCUGGCCCGCCUGGGCGCUCUGUUGGCCCCCGCUCCGCCGCUCUCCCCUCGCCACCGCCUCCCGGAGCCUCCACCGUCCGCCCGCCCCAAGGCGGCCCCGCCGCCUCACGCCGUCCCGCUCCGCGCCCCCACCACCCCACUCUGGCGGCCCUGGUAG
Messenger RNA from Tympanuchus pallidicinctus (lesser prairie-chicken), 438 nucleotides. Its product is annotated as transcription factor HES-2-like. The coding region runs from base 1 to 438 and encodes 145 amino acids. Gene Ontology annotation, molecular function: RNA polymerase II cis-regulatory region sequence-specific DNA binding; protein dimerization activity; DNA-binding transcription factor activity, RNA polymerase II-specific. The transcript has 4 exons. The record is from RefSeq and is a predicted model, not a curated record. NCBI's taxonomy places the organism in Eukaryota, Metazoa, Chordata, Aves, Galliformes, Phasianidae. Gene Ontology annotation, cellular component: nucleus. Gene Ontology annotation, biological process: regulation of neurogenesis; anterior/posterior pattern specification; regulation of transcription by RNA polymerase II.